Sphenostylis stenocarpa is the source of this 1242-nucleotide messenger RNA. NCBI's taxonomy places the organism in Eukaryota, Viridiplantae, Streptophyta, Magnoliopsida, Fabales, Fabaceae. The record is from the annotation of a GenBank genome assembly.
AUGAAGAUAGCGGUGGAAGGGUGCAUGCAUGGCGACCUGGACAGCGUGUACGGAACCCUUCAACACUUGGAGAAAUGCCAAAACACCAAAAUCGAUCUCCUCCUUUGCUGCGGCGAUUUCCAAGCGGUGAGGAACGAGUGUGACUUGAAGAGCUUGAACGUCCCACCCAAGUAUCGCUCCAUGAAUUCCUUCUGGAAGUACUAUUCCGGCGCCGAGGUUGCCCCCUACCCCACCAUCUUCAUCGGCGGCAACCACGAAGCGUCCAAUUAUCUCUGGGAACUGUACUAUGGAGGAUGGGUUGCUCCUAAUAUCUACUUCUUGGGAGCCGCUGGGGUGGUGAGGUUUGGGAAUGUACGGAUUGGUGGUCUCUCCGGGAUUUAUAAUGGUCGAGAUUAUAAAUUAGGACGGUUUGAAAGGCCUCCCUAUGAUCAGAGUACCAUUAGGUCUGUGUAUCAUGUUCGUGAGUAUGAUGUUCGUAAACUAAUGGAAGUUAAGGAGCCCAUUGAUGUUUUUCUUUCGCAUGAUUGGCCGCUUAGAAUCACCGAUUAUGGGCAUUGGAAGGAGCUUGUUCGGCGCAAGCAUUAUUUUAAGCAAGAGAUAGAGGAAAAAAGACUAGGGAGUAAAGCUGCUGCUGAACUUCUAGAAAAACUCAAACCACAUUAUUGGUUUUCAGCUCACUUACACUGCAAGUUUGCUGCUCUUGUUCAACAUGGGGAAGGAGGUCCACUGACAAAAUUCCUUGCACUGGACAAAUGUAUUUCCGGUCGUGAUUUCUUACAGAUUGUGGAAAUUGAAUCAGAUGCAGGACCUUAUGAGAUUCAGUAUGACGAAGAAUGGUUAGCAAUAACACGGAAGUUCAACCCUGUCUUCCCUUUGACCACCAAAGGUGCAGACUUCAGAGGUGUAAAUCUUGAGAUGGAAGAUUGUCUUGAAUGGGUUAGAAGCAGGCUACGUGAGAGGGGGUGCAAACCCUUUGAAUUUGUUAGAACAGCUCCUUGCUAUGACCCUUCGCAAUCCAAUUUCGAUGGUUCUUUGACUGUGAUUCCCCGAAACCCUCAGACAGAAUCUUUUUUGCAGCUUCUGGAACUUCCAUAUCUUCUUGAUAGCAAUCCUUACGCAAAGGACUUUUCACCUUAUCCUUCUCCUUCAGUUAAAGGAGGAAUUAGUGAUGAUAACGAGGAAAUUCCCAUUGACGAUGUGGAUGAUGAUGAUGACGACGAUAAAGAGCUCCCAAAUUUGUGA